This is a messenger RNA of Paramecium tetraurelia, 723 nucleotides long. RefSeq lists its product as uncharacterized. NCBI's taxonomy places the organism in Eukaryota, Ciliophora, Oligohymenophorea, Peniculida, Parameciidae. The record is from RefSeq and is a predicted model, not a curated record. The transcript has 4 exons. Gene Ontology annotation, biological process: regulation of DNA-templated transcription. Gene Ontology annotation, cellular component: nucleus.
AUGUAAGAGCAAGAUAACAACUCGUUCUUCUCAUAUGCAAGGCAAUUGCUAGAUCAACAAUCUCAAUCCAUCCAAGAAAUGGAUGAACACAAAGACUCCUCCUUAGACAUGAGUUAGUUAAUUAAGAUGUAACACACUAUUCAUGACAAUAUUUUAAUCUCUCCUGAACCAUCCAAAAGGGAUGAUUCCCUUCUUCUUUCCUCUGAUGAACCUUGCAAUUGCAGUAAGUCUGAAUGCAGGAAAAUGUAUUGCGAGUGUUUAGCCAAGGGGAGACUCUGUUCCUCUGCCUGCAGAUGCGAAAAUUGUCAAAACAGAACCUCAAACAAGAAGGUUCUACACGUCAUCAAAGAACUUGAUCUCAACAAAAACCUAAAGAAAAUUAAAUCCAAAAGAUUCAAAGAUGGGUGCACAUGCAAAAAGUCAAUGUGUUUGAAAAAAUAUUGCGAGUGCUUCCAUUCUGGCAAAAGUUGUGGCUAUGGUUGCAACUGCGAGAAUUGUUAGAACUAACUUCUAGAUGAAGCCUAAAAGAAUAUUUGCACACCAAAUUAAAAAAAAACUUCAAAAUUUUCAUCCAAAUUCGAGAGUGCCAAUACCAAUACCAGAUCAGAAUAUUAUGGGAUGGUCUUAAAGAAAUAGGAAUUAGAAGAGUACGAAGAUUCAGAUGACUCCUUGGACAAGAUGAACACUAUUGUUAUUAUGAUAUUAGGUUAGUUGAUUGUUUGA